AUGGCGGGUCGGAGGAAUGCUGCGAUUGCAGCAGGAGCAGCUCUGAUACUGCUGCUCCUCGCAGUCUCCUCCUCCUCCUCCUCCUCCUCCUCCUCCUCCUCCUCCUCCUCCUCUUUGGCGUUUUCCUUCAGCAGAUCAUCAACGCGAGCUGUCGUGCUUUCACUUCAGAAUGCUAUUGAAGGAUUUAUGCAGUCACACAAUCUGAGUGAAGACCAAGAGCUUGCGCAAAGUGCUGAGAAUGAUCUUCAGAAGAAGAUUCAGCAAAAAGAGCGUGUGUAUGAGGUGACGGUUCCCAAGGGAGUCGAAGCGGGCCAAGACUUCGUGACUGCUGUACCUGGGCAUCGUGAACGAGAGAUUCUUGUGCCGUCAGGCGUCAAGCCUGGUGAGACUAUCAAGUUUGAAGUGAAGCAACGGUCUUCUACAAAACCUGUUAAGGACAGCACCACCAAACCAUCUGGUUUGUUUCAUCAAGUGCAGAGUGCGGCAUCGAAUGCGGUAAAGCAAGUGUACGACAUGUUCAAAAAGUCAAAAAUUCCCAAGAAGGAGAUGAUUAAGAUGCCAAGACUGCAAGCUCUGACUGGAAAAGCAAACCCUGAAUUUCUCUCGGCUGACCGAGUAUACAGCCUGGAAACUUCAAUCGAACAGCAGCGAUGUGCAAGCAUGUGCGGGAGUUGCAUAAACGCGGUGGAUACUUUGCAAACCGAACGAGACUGCAUACCAUGUAAACCUGUGUGCGAAAACAUCUUUGCGGGAAGAAAGGGCAUUAUCAGAAGCCUGUUCCCCGAGGACUUGAAACCUGCAAAGUCAAGCUCGGAGGCGUUAGGUGAAGUGCACAAGAAAAGCCCGUCAGCAUAUGCUCAGAGAAGAGGUUCUAGCACCGUGAUAACGCCGUGGGCUGGUCCUACUCUUCCUCCCACGCCAGACUCGUUUCAAGUCCCCACAACAUUUCAAGCAGGAGAUGCCUAUGAUAAGCAGCGCCUCCUCGCUCCUGGCCGCGGGCAGGUUCGGAUUGACCUCAGGAAAGCGGAUGAGCCUUUCCACACCGCAGCCUUCACCCGACCCAAGUUCAAGUCAGAGUUGCCAACCUUUGUCAUUGACUAUCCUGACAAGCAGAGCGAUCGUCCUCACUCGGAGGCAGCUCCUUCAUCGCCUUUCUUCCCUCUCUUCGGGUAUAACGUGGAGACUUCAGGUCUGCCCAGCUCGUUUCAGAGACCUCAGACGUACGGGAUGCCUGGAGAGGAGGUGGAGGAAGCAACUCCUCUUAUUCGGAAUGUUGGAUCCUCACAGAACGACUGGGACUCAAAGUACCCAAGCCUCCGACCUAUCCCCGCCCUCCCUCCGCUGAAGCAGCUUCAUCAUCCUGUAAAUAGACCACAAGAUGUCUUCAGACACUGGGACGGGAAGUCGAUGAGAGUGUUGAACGUUCUCCCAGAAACUCCUGGCGGAAUGAUCGAUCUCGAUCCUCAUAACUGGCGAUCAGCGCCGAAAGAGGAGGAGGUUCCAGCAGCUUUCUCAGAUGCCUACACCCAAGUAAGAGAGGGAAUGAACGCAGCGGCGAACGCGCAGCUUCACUUCCAUGCGGGUCGAAAAGAUGGCGUGAGCUACAGGGAGUACGGAGACCUUCCUUUGGUGAUCGCAAACCAAAUGAGCCCGUGA
Messenger RNA from Guillardia theta CCMP2712, 1656 nucleotides. RefSeq lists its product as hypothetical. The record is from RefSeq and is a predicted model, not a curated record. Lineage: Eukaryota; Cryptophyceae; Pyrenomonadales; Geminigeraceae. Bases 1 to 1656 code for a protein of 551 amino acids. The transcript has 2 exons.